AUGUUACAACCUAGAUUCGCUGCUGUUUUUUCCCUCUUGUUUCUAUGUUGGGUUUUGGUUCCUAUGGCAGAAUCAGCCAUAGGUGUAAACUGGGGUACACUUUCUUCUCACAGGUUGAAACCCUCUACAGUGGUUGAUCUUUUGAGAGACAACAAGAUCUCAAAAGUUAAGCUUUUUGAAGCUGAUCCUCAUGUGCUUAAAGCAUUGAUGGGGAGUGGCAUUCAGGUUAUGGUUGGAGUCCCUAAUGAAAUGUUGUCUCUUUUGGGUUCUUCUUCUGUAGCUGCUGAUUUUUGGGUUCGUCAGAAUGUUUCUGCUUAUAUCACUAAAGGGGGUGCUGAUAUCAGGUAUGUUGCGGUAGGAAAUGAACCCUUCCUUACGAGUUAUAACGGUCAAUUUGUGAACCUUGUGAUGCCGGCGGUAAUCAAUAUUCAACAGUCAUUAGUCAAAGCCAAUCUUGCUGGUUAUGUAAAGAUAGUUGUCCCUUGCAAUGCAGAUGCGUACGAGUCCUCGGGAGGACUUCCUUCCCAAGGGGUAUUUCGUUCUGAACUGACUCAAAUCAUGACUCAACUGGUUCAGUUCCUCAACUCAAACGGUUCCCCGUUUGUUGUUAAUAUCUACCCAUUUCUUAGCCUUUACGAUAAUGGAGAUUUCCCUCAAGAUUACGCGUUCUUUCAGGGAACUAGUCAUGCUGUAACAGAUGGUUCAAAUGUCUACACCAAUGCAUUUGAUGGAAACUAUGACACUCUAGUUGCUGCCCUCGGUAAACUCGGAUACAAUCAGAUGCCUAUAGUUAUUGGUGAAAUCGGUUGGCCCUCAGAUGGAGCCGUUGGUGCGAAUAUCACUGCUGCUAGGGUUUUCAAUCAAGGUCUUGUCUAUCACAUUGCAAGUAACAAAGGGACUCCCUUGAGGCCAAACGCUCCUCCUAUGGACGUUUAUCUUUUCGGACUGCUCGAUGAAGGAGCAAAGAGUACCCUUCCAGGAAACUUUGAAAGGCACUGGGGGAUAUUCUCGUUUGACGGGCAAGCUAAGUAUUCAUUAAACCUUGGACUUGGAAACAAGGAAUUGAGAAAUGCGAGGAAUGUUGAGUAUCUUCCAUCUAGAUGGUGUGUGGCAAAACCCUCAAGCGAUCUAACGAAUGUAGUAAACCAUAUGAAAAUUGCUUGUAGUGUUGCAGAUUGCACAACACUAAACUACGGAGGUUCGUGUAAUGAAAUUGGUGAGAAGGGUAAUAUAUCAUAUGCUUUUAACAGUUACUAUCAGCUCAGAAUGCAAGAUUCACAAAGCUGCGAAUUCGACGGGCUUGGUAUGGUUACUUUCCUAGACCCUUCUGUUGGUGACUGUCAUUUUCUUGUCGGAGUUAUAGAUAAAGGCCUGAAUUCAUCUGCGUCUCAAUCAACCUAUCAAUGGUGGGUUCUAGCAUUAUUUCUGACUUUACAUUGGAUUUUUUUGCUUUCGAUGUGA
Messenger RNA from Lathyrus sativus (Indian pea), 1461 nucleotides. The record is from the annotation of a GenBank genome assembly. NCBI's taxonomy places the organism in Eukaryota, Viridiplantae, Streptophyta, Magnoliopsida, Fabales, Fabaceae.